CAGACCACUAACUUAUUUAAUAAUAAUAUAUUAUACUCUUAAUAAAGAAGUUCAGUUAGAACACGAAAAUUAAACUACUCUCAAUUAUGGCGUCGAAUUCUGCAUCAGCGACAGCAGGAAAGCCCAUUAGAUGCAAAGCUGCAGUGUGCAGAAAAGCAGGGGAACCUCUGAUUAUUGAAGAAAUUGAGGUUGCUCCUCCUACUUCUUGGGAAGUUCGGAUUAAGAUUCUUUGUACUUCCUUAUGUCAUAGUGAUGUUACUUUUUGGAAAUUAUCAGAUGGACCAGUUUCAGCCUUCCCCAGAAUUCUCGGUCAUGAAGCAACUGGUGUGGUGGAGAGUGUAGGAGAAAAUGUAGAGGAAGUGAAAGAAGGUGACAUAGUAAUACCAGUAUUUCAAAGAAACUGUGGAGAAUGUAGAGAUUGCAAGUGUCCAAAGGGAAAUAUCUGUUCAAAAUUCCCUGAGGAUUUUCUGUGUGGAAUGCCUAGAGAUGGAAGCAGUAGGUUCAAGGACAAAAAUGGAGAAAAAUUGUACCAUACAUUAUGGGUUUCCAGCUUCACUGAGUAUACUGUUGUUGAUGUAACACAUGUGGUGAAGAUGAAUCCUCAUUUUCCAAUUGAUAAGGCUUCUUUACUUUCUUGUGGGGUUUCUACAGGAUUGGGAGCUGCAUGGAGAGUUGCAGAUAUUGAAGAAGGUUCUAUUGUAGCUGUAUUUGGACUAGGAGCCGUGGGACUAGCGGUCGUACAAGGAGCUAAGUUACGUGGAGCUUCAAAAAUAAUAGGUGUUGAUUUAAAUCCAGAAAAAUUUGAAAUUGGGAAGAAGUUUGGACUAACAGAUUUUAUUAACCCUACAACAUGUGGUGAGAAAUCGACUAGCCAGAUAAUAAAAGAGAUGAGUGAUGGUGGAGCUGACUAUUGCUUUGAAUGUAUUGGAUUGGCCUCCUUAAUGCAAGAGGCUUUUACAAGAUCUCGAAAGGGUACUGGAAAGACUGUAAUACUUGGAAUAGAGAUGCACGGCACACCGUUAAGUAUUAACCCUUAUGAAUUGGCGGCUGGAAAAACUAUUACAGGAUCCAUGUUUGGUGGUGUCAAAGCUAAACUUGACAUUCCCAUUUUUGCUAAUCAAUAUUUAAAUAAUGUAAGUUUCCUUGUACUUCUUGUUAUUUUAUUACACCUUUUCAAUUCAAUAAUUCUAGAUUUAAUUUAUUGUUGUGAAUAUUAUAUACUAAAAAGGUUUAACGAACCUAGCUACCACAUAUAUAAUUCCAAAAGGAUCGUGGCACUUUUAGUCACUCGAUUAUUAUUUAAUUUUUCUCAUGACAUUUAAUCGAUUAAGAAUAUUUUAUCUUUUUGAAUUAAUUGAAUGUGCAUUUUAUCUGCUUGCCGUUUGUGAGUAUUCACGAUUCAGAGGUGGAAUCAGAAUUUUUGAUAAGAGGGUUUAAAAUCUAAAAAAAUAGAUAUACGAAAUAACCGAAGGUAGUGGCGGAGUCAAAAAUUUCUUAAAGGGUGUCCAGAAAUAACAACUUGUUAUGUUAAGGGUGUCCAAAAUAAGUUAUUUAAUCAUUUUGUAUAUCAUUUUACUUGUAUAUGUGUUAAUUUUUUUUCGAUUAAUGGUGUCCAAUUGGACACCAUUGACAUUAUGUGGCUAUGCCACUGAUCGUAGGGGGUUCGACAUCUACUAUUUAUACCUAAAAAAUUAUUUUAACAAUAUAAAAACAAUAUAAUUUUCCGUCGAAGGAGUUCACGUGUGGCUCAGCCACUGAUUCACAUAAGUUUAUUUUAAUUAAUUACCAAUUGUUUCAUGGAUUAAGUUUCAAAUGUGUUAUAUAUGUUACGAUGGUAUUGUAGUCGUCGUGUAUCAGAAGGAUCAAAUUUAGAAUUUACUAACGAGGGACCAGAAGUAUUAUUAUUAUUAUUAUUAUUAUUAUUAUUAUUAUU
This is a messenger RNA of Solanum lycopersicum (tomato), 1933 nucleotides long. The record is from RefSeq and is a predicted model, not a curated record. Lineage: Eukaryota; Viridiplantae; Streptophyta; Magnoliopsida; Solanales; Solanaceae.